Cherax quadricarinatus is the source of this 12231-nucleotide messenger RNA. RefSeq names its product FRAS1-related extracellular matrix protein 2. The record is from RefSeq and is a predicted model, not a curated record. Gene Ontology annotation, biological process: anatomical structure morphogenesis; cell communication. NCBI's taxonomy places the organism in Eukaryota, Metazoa, Arthropoda, Malacostraca, Decapoda, Parastacidae. Gene Ontology annotation, cellular component: membrane.
GUGAGGUGGGAUAAGUGAGUGCCUCAUAGGGUCCCGGGGGACGGAGAGGUCAAUGCCAGGACUAUGGCACUGGUAUGGCAGCGAGUGUUGGCGGAUUAGAGAGAAAAUGAGGGAGGGAAGGAGGAAGAAAGGAAAGGAGGGAGGGUGAAGGAUGAAGGAAGGAGUGACAUAGAAGGAAGAGUAUAUGAAUUCUUAGUAUGGCAUCGCCUGGUUGUGUGGGGAGGCUGAUGAGUGAUGAUGACAGCUAUGUGUGUGUGUGUGUGUGUGUGUGUGUGUAUCAGGGAUAGGGGAGGGAAGGGGAGACUAUACCAGACAACGUGGGGGCAAAAGUAGCGACGCUGGAUGUAAGAGGCGCGGAGGGGCAGUGUGUGGGCAGGCGUCGUGCCCAGAGGUCGUGGUUGGGUAGUGGUGGUGGAGGUGGUAGUGGUGGUGACUGGUAUACCUGGCAAACACACAGACCGACAAAUACACGCAGCUGCCCGUAGAGCGAAAAACUUCGUCGAUCUUCCGGGGCGGGGCAUGAUGAUGUUUACUCUCACUGCGCGUUUAAUGUAAGAGCUAAAUAUAUUUAUGUACUCUCUGUCUGAUGCAGAACUUACACAUUCGUUUUUUAAUGUACGAAGAUAGAGUGAGACGUUCUCGUAUAGUCUUUAUAUGCUAUUUAUGAUGUACUGACAUUGUGAUUGGUCAUGUGGACUGUGUAUCGAAUUGUUAUUUUGUGAUAAUCUCAGGUUUUCACGUUGGCUGGCCAGUGAUUUGAUUAUUGAAUUUUAGUGAGUAAAUACUUCUGUGGUCGUCAGAAUGAGAUCAAGUUUAGUUAUAGCGUUGUUAGCAGCUACAUGUGAUAUGUUGAUGUAUAGUGUGGUGAGUCAAGACGACUACUGGUACGACUAUAGCGGCGAUGACCACGACGGGUACGAUUACUAUUCCGAGUACGACCAGAAUUUCAUCUCCGGGAAGACUAACGACCCCGGGUGGUCCUCUCCCACGCUCUUGGCACCAGCGAGGGCAGUCUUCUCGACGGCGUCACCUGAAGGAGUUCUCCCUGACUCUCUUCCAGAGGGCGACAGCUCCUUGAUGCCUGGUUUGACACAAGACGCUUCGUCAGGAUUCACCUCUUCGUCUCCAUCAACGUCAGUGUUCCCCCUAAGACAGUUUCCUCUACACACAUCCCUCUUGGCCAACUCCCAACAAAAUCUCAACAGCAGGAGUGAUCAGACUGAAGGAAUUGACACUCAGGGCGGUGAUGUCGGAUUGGAUCGGUUCAGUUUCGAGGAUUCGAGAGGUUCUGUAGGUGGAAGAGAGAAAAUUGGAGGUUCAGAACCCCCCGAAACCGGAAUCACAGGUCAUAUAGAUGUAAGUGAACAACGUGAAAAGUCUGAUUUGUCUGCUAGCAAUGCUUUCCCCACCGACGGCACCGGGCUUCUUGCACCCUCAAGUAGGCACCCUGAUGAGAAUGACAACUAUUACGAGGAAGAUGAGUUCAUUGGAGGGUCGUUUGAAGCCACUUAUGAUGAUCGAAAUCUUUACGAAGACUUUAUUGAAGAGAAGGAUAUCAUUCUUGUGAAUCGCUUGUUAGAGGUUCCCUACGGGAGAGUCAAGUACAUGGACUCGGAGAAUGACCUUAAAAUUAAGGUUUUGCCAGGUCAUCGUUGCCAAGUAAUGGUCAUCAAUAAUGAACCCGUGACUCAAAGACCGGGAAAACUAAUGCCAUCAAACUUUUCCUGUAAGUUUGGUCUUCACGAAGUGCAAUACACACACCUGGGUGGUCAGUACCCGUCAGAGGACACCGUCAAACUCUUGAUGCGCUACGACACUCGCCGAGACACCUUUAUCAUCCCCUUUACCCUCUCCACUAAGAUACUUUACGACAUGCAGCUGGAGAUGGUGACAAAGUUGGUUCCUCUCAGCGUGGACAAGCUCUUGGGCACAAGUAACCAGAUCGACAGAAGCAAUACAGUGUUUGCCUUCGACGAGUCCCGUCAUGACUGCAAGAUCACCCUCCUUCACAAGCACUCUGAACUGCCAAGGUAUGGGACUGUUGUUUCUGCCAUAGACACUCCUGUAGAUUACAUGCUUCCAUGUUAUAAGUUUCUGGAGUCAGGAAUUAGGUAUCAGCACACAGUGGAAUCUUCAACCAAACACGACCAAAUUCCUGCCGUAGUGGAGCUGUAUGAUAGGGAUUCAAUGACACUGCUCAAGCAGGAAUAUUUCCAGUUUCCCGUGCGCAUCCACCCCGGGAGAGACAACACUCCUCCAAGCGUAUCCUUCGAGUCUUUGCUCCUCCUGGAUGUGAAUCAGUUUGUCAUGACUGCCCUGACAGGGUCAGUAGUAACCGUUGUGGACGGUGAAACCCCACCAGAACGAUUGGUUUUCAACGUUACCAAAGCGUUGGAUUAUGGAGAGGGUAUUCUCGUCAGCACUGAUGACCAGAACCUACCCGUCACCUCAUUCCACCAGAGAGAUAUCACUGACUUGAAGAUCUUAUACAAACCACCGGCGGAGGAUUCCAACUCAAAGCGAACUUUUGAUAUUGAGUUUGAAGUUCUCGACGAUGAAGGCUUAGCCUCACUACCAUUUAAAGUUAUGAUUGUAGUAAACCCGAAGAGGACCAGGGCUCCCAUUACCACCAAGAAUGCAGGACUGAAACUAUACGAGGGACAAUCUCGGCGUCUCAGCUCUGCACAAAACCUUGAAAUCGCAGACGAAGAUAAUUUAGGAGAUGUGACGCUGACAGUCACAGGUGGGCUGAGACAUGGGCGUCUCUUGUUAAUGGGCACUCCAACCAAGAUCUUCUCCCCGGCUGAUCUAGACACAGGAGUGGUAGUCUACCAACAUGACAACACAGACACUUACGCUGAUAACGUCCUCUUGAGAAUGAGCGACAACCAGCACGAAGUCGAGUUUCUGUUUCCCAUUACCAUCUUUCCCGAGAACGAUGAGCCUCCAAUCGCCCACAUCAACACCGGAUUCAGAGUGAGAAAGAAUGAGGUGGUUCAGAUCACGCCAUUCAUUCUGAGCGCAACAGACGUUGACAGUGAUGAUGCAAACAUUACUUUUAUUAUCCAGGAUCCUGUCCCACAGUUAGGAACACUGAUCCUACGUCGUUCUUCCCUCCCGCCCAACCCAGAGCAGUGGCAAUACAUCAGUGAUCAGUACGAGAAGUCAAUAAUAAAGUGGACACAGAGAGACAUAACUGACGGCUUCCUGCAUUACAUUCAUCUGGGGCAACAUCAGACAAUGCCAGCGACAGACAGAAUAUAUUUCAGACUCACUGAUAACGCUGAACCUCCAAAUGAAUCUGUAACCAUAGAAAUAAUCGUUGAGGUUUUGCCAGUGGAUGAUAUUCCUCCUGAGUUGAACAGUGGGUGCUCCCUGUUGCUCGUAGUCCACGAACACAAGCUAACGCCUCUCACCAGAGACAAUCUGCAUUACAUGGACCUCGACUCUAGGGACACGUCACUGGUAUAUCACAUUCAUCUUCUUCACAACGUCGAUAUUAAUGACCUGAUGUCUCCAGGAAGCAUCGUUCUGACUGAUGCCCCAGAAACUACUGUUGUAUCUUUUACUCAAGCUCAGAUCAACCAUCACAAGAUCUCCUAUAAACCACCGGAUCAUGAACUUGGGAUCGUUCCAAGAAUUGUCCAGUUUCAGUUUCAGGUGAGUGACGAGGCCGGAAAUCACCUUUCGGGACAGACAUUUACCAUUUUCUUGACACCAGUUGAUAACCAGCCACCAGAGGUACAUAACAGAGGCCUGAAGGAAGUACGAGAGAGGAGUGAAGUGGUCAUUACCACACAUCAUUUAGACGUCUCUGACCCUGACACGAAUGUAGAUAACUUGGUGUUGAGAGUAAUACAAGUUCCCAGCUACGGCAGUCUACUGUACAAUACCCUCAGUAUGACAGUGGGAAACGAGUUCACACGUAAAGAUAUCGUCAACAAAUCCAUCAGAUACUUGAACAAUGGUAAAGACGAGAUGGACAAAGAUAGCUUUAAGUUAGAAGUUACUGAUGGGAUUCACACUUUGUCCAUCAACUUCUUUAUUGAAAUUGAAGCUAUAGACGACGAGCCGCCCCAGCUAGAUCGAGAGCAAAACACUGUGGGUGCCAUGGUCAAGGUCAAGGAGGGUCAGUGGACUUUCAUCACCAGUAAGGUUCUUAGAGCUACCGACCCAGAUUCUCAGCCAAACAGACUCACAUUCAUCGUGCAAGAUGCACCGAGUUAUGGGCGAAUUCUGCUCAGUGGAGUUCCCACUUCGAGUUUCACCCAAAUGUCAAUAGAGAAAAAAGAGGUCACCUACAACCAUGACGGAGGAGACAUCGGAAAGUAUUCACUCACAGAUAAUUUUACCCUCAUUCUCUCUGACAUGUCAGAUGACUAUACUUACGGCGGGAACAGACUCGAAGAAGUUAUGAUCAUCGUCACGGUAGAACCAAUUGAUAACAUUCCUCCCCAGGUGUUUAUACACUCUGACAUCACCGUCGAGGAGACAUCAAAGUCAGUGAUAACAGUCAUGCAACUCAUGCUCAGUGACACAGACACAGAUGACGAGAAACUCACUUGUAUUAUCACCAAGCAGCCAACGAGUGGCUAUGUAGAGAAUACGUCUCCAGCACAAGGUCACCAGAUGUCAAGGAAAGGCAUCCCCAUCACAUCCUUCAGCCUGACCGAUAUAACGUCAGCUCAUCUUAACUACGUUCAGAGUGUUUACACUAAGGUGGAGCCAAGAAAGGAUCACCUGGUGUUCUACUGUACGGAUGGCAUCAACAGGUCGCCCGAAGCCACACUAAACAUCUUCAUAUAUCCAAACAAUGAUGAAAUGCCUGAAUUAUUUCUGAAAGAAUUUGUUGUCAUGGAAGGAAUGGAUCUGAUCAUGGAGCCUUCGGUUAUUGAAGCUACUGACAGAGACAGCUCUAACGACCAGCUUGUCUUCAGGGUCUCUAGAAAGCCUAAGCAUGGUCGAGUGUUGCACCAAGGGCCCUCAGGGUUCAGGGUUAUAGAUCAAUUUACCAUGGAAGACCUGAAAAUCUCAUCCAAGAUUGUGUACAGCCAUGACGACAGUGAAACCACGAAAGAUGACUUUGAAUUGCAGCUCACAGAUGGCAACCCAGAGCACCUGGUCACAAGAGAAGUCAAAGUCAGGAUUCUGCCAGAGGACGAUGAGGCACCUAGGCUCACCUUCAACACUGGCAUCCAGGUUGACAUUCAAGAAGCAACUAUAAUCACCAAUAAGGAGUUGAUGGCUCAGGAUCUAGAUUCAGAUGACAAAAAUCUCACAUAUAUCAUCCGUGAAACUCCUAGGUUCGGUGUGAUCGAGUUCCUAGAACUCACUACAUUACUGCUCUUAAAUGACCUCAAGGUUGGGAUGAAUUUCAGCCAGAGGAACAUUGACGAUGGUGUGAUUCAGUACCGACACACAGGACUUCCCGGUGUGAGGGACUCACUUAAGUUUGAUCUGACGGAUGGUAAAAACACAAACUCGGACAGAAUUUUCUACAUCAACAUUAAAGGUGAGGACAAUAUAUAUCCCAUCAUUAUAAACAAAGGAGUUGAACUUCCCGAGGGAGGAAGAGUGGCUCUGACGACAGCCAUUCUCAGUACCAGUGAUGUAAACAGUGCUGACGAACUUCUCAAUUUCACAGUCACAAGAAUGCCUUCUAAGGGUCACUUAGAACUCGCCGAAAUGCCAGGCUUCCCCAUAACUAGCUUCACACAGCUUCAACUAGCAGGGAAAAGAGUUUUUUACAUUCAUGAUUCUACAGAUGAGAUAAAGAUGGAUUCAUUUGAGUUUGUGGUUACGGACGGCUUCAACUCUGUCUUUAGGACUUUCCGAAUUUCAAUCAGCGACGUCGACAACAAAUAUCCUGUACUGUUUGUUGGAGAGUUGAGGGUUCAGGAAGGAUCUUCGAAACUCAUCACACCCUUUGAGCUCAAACUGGAAGACCAAGACACAACACCAGACCUUUUAAGAUUUACUAUAACUCGCGUCCCAUUGCAUGGCAAAGUCCUUCACAACAAGACUCGACUCACACGCCAGUUCACCCAGUCAGACUUGGAUUCAAACCUCAUCACAUACCACCACGAUGGAUCGGAGACUCUGGCUGAUCGGAUUCACUUCAUCGCAACCGACGGCACUCACGCUGAAUUCUACGUUUAUCCUGACACCGACUACCUCACCCGGAAGCCCCAACAACUCGACGUGAGGGUUGAACCAGUGGACAACGGUGUUCCCAAGCUGACGCUGAAUAAGGGUGCUUCUUUCUUGGCUUCCCUGGACAGUGACGAUGAUGGUCCCCUGGGGUUUGUGUUGUCUCCUCGCGUGUUAGUAGUUGAGGACCGGGAUUCCCCACCAGAGUCCCUGACAUACUGGGUGGAAACAUUGCCCCGGUAUGGCCAGCUGGUGGCUGUUCCAUCUUACAAUACAUCACUAACCUCUUUCACACAAGAGGAUGUGAACGAGCGUCGCGUCGCUUACCUCUUAAGAAACGACGUGAACGACACCAACGACGCCUUCAGCUUCAGCGUCGUGGACGCAGGUGAGAAUCGGAUGAGUACCCAGGUGUUCCGGCUGGAGUGGUCGUGGGUGAGUCUUGCCAAGGCUGAGUUUGAGGUCAACGAGACGACCUCUGACCUCCAUGUCACCCUCAGGAGACGCGGUUUCCUUGGUCAUACUGCCUUCGUUACCCUACAGCUGUGGAACGACACAGCGAGCGUCGAGGAGGACCUCCACCGUUCCUACGCUCGUCAGGUACAAUUCAACCCAGGGCAGAGAUCUGCAGAGUGGCGAGCCAGGGUAGUGGACGAUGCUUUGUUUGAAGGCACUGAAUACCUUACCCUGACUCUGCGUUACCCGGUCAUGACUGCCUUGGAAUCCCCCUUACAAGCCCUCAUUAUUAUCCGUGAUGACGAGGAUGUGAGUCAUGUGGAGUUCGACGUCGGCAAGUCCCACGUCGAGGAAGACGCUGGGGAGGUGGAACUGCGUCUUGUACGUCGAGGUGACGCCUCCCACGAGUUAGUUGUCGCCUGCACGACACACACUACUCCACAUCAUGGCAGUGCCACAGGGACAGUGCCAACGACUGUGCUCUCCUAUUCCGACUACAUCUCUCGUCCUGAUGGUCCUGCCUCCAUGGUCAGGUUUGGUGAUGGUGAACGGGAAGCCGUGUGUAAAGUGGUCAUCAUUGAUGAUUCUCUACACGAAGACGAGGAAUCCUUCAGUGUCUUUCUUAGCAGUCCUAUGGGCGGCGUCCUAGGUGCUACCACCAAUGUUACCGUCACCAUCUUACCCGACCCCAAGGAUGUGCCUGUGUUGUACUUCAGGGAGUCAGAGUACAACAUAGACGAGAGUGUUGGAUCACUAGAGGUGGAGGUGUGGAGGUCAGGUGCUGACCUCUCAUGUGUUGCAUCUGUACAAGUGGCAUCCAAGACUCUUAGGCCUACUCAAGCACAAGCUGGAUAUGACUACGUGGCAGUGGGUCGUCAGGUGGACUUCCCAGCCGGUGUGAGGGUACAGAAGGUGGCACUGACAGUGCUAGAUGACCUGGGAGUGCCAGUGCUUGAGGGACCAGAGACACUUCUCCUGAUACUCCACCUCCCACGCAAUGCCACCCUGGGAGUCCCACACCAAGCUACGGUCACCAUUAAUGAUUCCCUCUCCGACAUGCCCAGGCUGGAGUUCCGUGAGGCGCAGUACUCGGGUUACGAAGGUGACGGGGAGGUGACUGCGUGGAUCACCCGUAGGGGUGACCUCUCCCACCACGCCUCCGUCAGAUGCUUCACAAGACAGGGCUCAGCUCUGGUCACUGACGACUUCGAGGAGAGACCUGACACUGUCACUUCUACUGUCCACUUCCUGCCAGGGGAACAGGAGCGGCCGUGUAAGGUCAUAGUGGUUAAUGACCACCUACAUGAGGAGGAUGAGCAACUUCACCUAGUGCUGGGGUCACCAGCAUCUCCCACAGCAGGAGGGGCACAUCUAGGCACACUCGACAGAUCAACUAUCUUCAUCAAGGACAAGGCUGAUAGGAGCACAGUGGGGCUAGAGGAGUCGAGGUAUAUAGUGGAGGAGCCAGAGAGAGCAGGGGAAGAGAGGUUGGUGAAGCUUGGAGUGGUACGUGGAGGUGAUACCUCUAGCAGCGUCUCCCUCAGGCUUCACACCAAGGACAGCUCUGCUACCUCAGGGAAGGAUUACUUUCCCCUCAGCCAAGAAGUGGUUUUUGCUCCCAAUGUGUCUCGAGUUGAGAUGGGGGUGACAGUUCUUGGAGACAGCGAGAAGGAGCCCCGAGAAGCCUUCACUGUCCACCUUAAACCACUUAGAGGCUCCAGCACUGCCAUCACUACCUCCAAAGCCAUUGUUUACAUCGAGGAGAUGGAUUCUGUGGCAAGCGUAACAUUCCCAGCCCCACCUGUGGUGGUUUCUCUCAGGGACUAUGAUGAGGUCUCCACUGCUCCAGUUCCCAUCCCAGGCUACCCAUUGGUCUGUGUGACGGCAUGCAACAGCAGACACCCACAGUACAGGAAGACGGGAGGACUAUGUGAGCGUGAAGGCAUCAAUGACACCCUCACCACAUAUCACUGGAAGGUGGGUGCCCCUGCCCACCUGCAUGAGAUGCACAAUAACCUCAAAGAUGUUACCUCUGACACCUUCUUCACCAGCACCCGUGGCAUCACCCUAGACAGCAUAUACUUUUUCCCUGGGAGCCGGGUGCAGUGUCUGGCCAGAGCUCACUCCUCUGAGGGCAAGGCAGGCCAGGAGCUGGCAUCCAUCCCCAUGACGGUGGCCAGCAGGGAUGCGGGUUUCUGCCCACCGAGUCCUGUGGGCACCUUUGGAGCAGAUCCCUUUACUGCCAAGCUUCACUACACUGGCACUGGAGAUCCCAGCCACCCCAACAUGGUGCGUGUGGAGGUCGUCAUCCCACACAGGGAUGGGAUGAUCCCUGUACUAUCCACUCGUCCCCUCAACAGCUUCAGGCUUACACUUUCCAGGGAUGGUAUCCGUAUUGGCAACCACAGAUGUUCCAACCUGCUUGAUUUUCAUGAGGUGAGGACAAAAUAUGGGUUUCUCACCAAUCAGACAAGAAGAUCCGACGGGGCUGAAGAGCUGGAGCCCUACCAGCACUCUUCCUCUCUACGUUCCCUCCCUACACUCAGGUUUUACCGAGCGCUGGCAGUGGAGUCUUGCAUGUGGAAGUGGGUGGGUCACUACACUAUGUCUGAGCUGGUGACACAGUGUGGAGGUGAGGUAACUGCUGAUGGGGAGGUCCUGGAUGCUGUACAGAGCUUCGUCAGCAUCCAAGUUCCUCUCUAUGUGUCCUGUGUCUCCUACUCUCCCAUGGCUGCAGGAGGCUGGCAGCACACAGACCUCAGUACACAGCUUCGCUUGAGCUUUGUCUACGACACGGCCAUCUUGUGGCACCAAGGCAUCAGGGCCACUGUGGAGAGUGAACUAGCUGGUGUCCUUUACCCAACCUCCAUGAAGCUAGCACAAGACGGCCGGCUUGUGGUCACCUGCCGCACCCAACCCAGGUUCCUCGGAGUUUUCCUGGAGGAGCACACAGCCUCUGACUUCCGCAGUAGUGUGACCUCUGAUGACCACCCUGACCUGACCUUCACCCUGCAGCUACUCACCUCUCAGCCCACCUACACCCAUCCAGAACAACACUGGCAGUUUGUCUCAGACUUGGCAGUUCGGGACUACAGCGGGUCUUAUGUGGUACACCUCCUGCCGUGCACUGUGACUGAGGACCAGGUGUACGCCCUACCCCUUGUCUGCAACCCUGGGAACCUCAUCUCUUUUGACCUCAAGGUGCGCUUUCAGCAAGUGUCAGAUCCUGUACCAGAACAGUUUACCCUCAACACACUCUUCCACCUCACCAGUCAGAGGAACCUCUGGCUCUCCAACCUAACAUCAGACUUCGACACUCAGUCUGUCUCCUUUUAUCCUGGAGACAGGAUCUACGGGAGAGUGAUGAUUGCCCCAGUGCAAGCAUUGGGAGCAGGAUUCCACAUUACUCUGGAGAAGGUCUUCUUGUGUACUGGUGUUGACGGUUAUGUUCCCAAGUAUAACCCAGACACAGAUGAGUAUGGCUGUGUGGCAGACUCUGCUAACCUCCUCCACAACUUUAAGAUUAUUGAUCGUGAGGCACCAGCGAGUGUUCAACUAUAUUACAAAGAAGAGAAGUUCAACGCUCACCUGGCUGAUCACGACCCACAUCCCGAUGUUGUGGUUCUCCAGCAGCAGCCUGAUGCUGAUGGCUUCUCUCUUGACUCCUCACCGCUCUUCCAGGUAUUCCAUGGACAUCAGUGGUUUGUACACUGCAUUUAUACAGUCAAUUCAGAAGAGACUGCAGCAGCAGGCAUUACCAAGAGAGACUUGUCCACUCAAGGUGACUUCUACCACCUUCCCACCACGACGAAGGAAGACUCGCCAUGGAUUGAAAAUUUUAAUCACAUUUCCAAGACAUUUGGGCGUGGCCAUCAUUUCCGUAAAUCAGAAACGAUCGAGGCUGAUGGCAUUUUUAUACCUUUUGAAUCUGGACAUAAAGAGACACGGGUCAAGAGGACAUAUGCUGAGAAAAUCCCCACUGGCAGUAUGGGAAGCGGUACUAAUAUGCAUCGAUUAUCAUUGCGGCUACCACAACAUAAAUGGGACCCCAGCCUUUCUGAUCAGGAUUCCGAGUUCUCUGUUCUGGCCGUGAUGGUGACUCUCAUGGCUGUAGUUGUGGUGACUACCAUCAUUGCCAUGGUUCUCAUCAGAGGCCGCCGUGGUCAAGCUUCAACCCCAUCGGGUUAUGUGACUGUCGCUGCUACAAGCAAGGCCAGCAACUAUGCUUUCCACAGCCGCUACUUGUGUGAAGAAAGUACCGAGGUAUGAAACAGUCGUGUGCAAAAUGGAACAAAUUAACAACUACGUAAUCCACAGUCAUCAUUACCACUUAAGUGAAGAAAGUACUGAGGUAUGAAACAGUCGUGUGUAAAAUGGGAUACAAUAGAAACUAUAUUUUCCACAGUUGCUACUAGCAUUUGUGUGCAGAAAGUGCCGAGGUGUGAUACAGUCGUAUAUAAAACUAGAAAAGUGCUAAGGAGUACACUGUGACACAGCACAGCCAAAACUGUAAUUUCAGAGUACAGAGAGAGAGAAAUUGUGAUCCCUAUUAUGUGCCUUUGUAAGCCUUUGACAUCCACCAUCAAGAUGCGAAUUGGGUGAUAAACAAGUCAUACAACUAAUAUCUUAUGCAGUUAGCCUUAAAAGCUGAAUAGACCAAAACAAUAGGCCUACUGGAGGUAAAUGUAUAUGAUAACAAGAACUGGAGAAAGAGACAACAUGGAAUCAAGAGGAUGGUGAGACACUAGUCAUUCCAAAUGUCGAAUGACCAAGAUGCCAGAAUCAAAACGCUUCCAGAAAGACAUACUUGUAGUUUAUCUGGAGAGAGUUCCAGGGGUCACCUCCCCUGUGGCCUGGUCUGUGACCAGGCCUCAUAGUGGAUCAGGGCUUGAUCAACCAAGCUGUUACUGCUGGCUGCACACAAUCCAGCAUAUGAACCAAAGCCCAGCUGGUCAGGUACCGACUUUAGGUGCUUGUCCAGUGCCUGCUUGAAGAUAACCAGGGGUCUAUUGGUAAUCCCCCUUAGUGAUACAUUUUUGUGUGUGAAAAAUUAAACACGUGCAUCAACUGGGUAUUUUUAUUACAUAAGAAUGGAUGAAUGAACUUUUUGUGUCUCCAUUAAUAAGCCUACCUGUGUGUAUCAGAAAGACGUCGACUUUUAACUCUGCCAAAUAUCACUGCCAUUUUCGUUUUUUUGUUGCCAUAAAAGUUUUCUAUUUUUGUAUUUCUACACCAGUUUCAUAUUUCAUUAUUACCUGGAGUUUACCUGGAGAGAGUUUCGGGGGUCAACGCCCCCGCGGCCCGGUCUGUGACCAGGCCUCCUGGUGGAUCAGCGCCUGAUCAACCAGGCUGUUGCUGCUGGCUGCACGCAGACCAACGUACGAGCCACAGCCCGGCUGAUCAGGAACUGCCUUUAGGUGCUUGUCCAGUGCCAGCUUGAAGACUGCCAGGGGUCUGUUGGUAAUCCCCCUUAUGUGUGCUGGGAGGCAGUUGAACAGUCUCGGUCCCCUGACACUUAUUGUAUGGUCUCUUAACGUGCUAGUGACACCCCUGCUUUUCAUUGGGGGGAUGGUGCAUCGUCUGCCAAGUCUUUUGCUUUCGUAGUGAGUGAUUUUCGUGUGCAAG